This is a messenger RNA of Cyclopterus lumpus (lumpfish), 2681 nucleotides long. It is a transcript of the gene dmtn, whose product is annotated as dematin actin binding protein. NCBI's taxonomy places the organism in Eukaryota, Metazoa, Chordata, Actinopteri, Perciformes, Cyclopteridae. Gene Ontology annotation, molecular function: actin filament binding. Bases 367 to 1638 code for a protein of 423 amino acids. Gene Ontology annotation, cellular component: plasma membrane; actin cytoskeleton. The transcript is spliced from 18 exons. The record is from RefSeq and is a predicted model, not a curated record. Gene Ontology annotation, biological process: actin filament bundle assembly; cytoskeleton organization; lamellipodium assembly.
UCGUCACGCAGCACCCCUCCUCCGCUUCCUCCCCCCUCGUCUCCUCUCCUCCGCCCUCGUCUCCUCUCCUCCGCCCUCCUCGACUGUAGCAGGAGAGGAGCGUCCCCGUCGGUCUCCGGUCUCCUGGUCCUGUUCCUGGUCCUGGUCCUGGUUCUGGCCCUGGUUCUGGCCCUGGUCCUGGUCCUGGUCCUGGUCCUGGUCUUGGUCCUGGAUAUCUUCCGGCUCUGUGGGAUUUAUUCUGUUUGGAGGGGUUCUACUAAAGACCUGAAACAGGAUCCGGUUCUGGUCUGAAGGUCCAGGUCUGUCUGAGGAAACUGAUCUGGAGUCAGUUUGAAACAGGAAGUCUGGAGGAGGAGCCGAACCAUCAUGACUGUUGAGGACCGAAAGGGCGUUGGCCCGUCUGGAGGAGCAGGUGGUUCAAACCAACAGAAGAACGGGUUCUCUCCAGCCAUGCAGAAGGUGGAGGGACGGGGGACUCUGGUCAACCUGCCUUCAUCCAGGGGCCCGAGCACCCCGGGGUCUCCUGCUCCGGGCAUCAUGGCGCGGGUGAACGACCAGGUGGUGGGCUACAGAGACCUCGCAGCUCUGCCCAGAGAUAAAGCGAUCCUUCAGGUGGAGAGACCCGACCUGAUGACCUACCAACCUCACCUCACCUUCUCCCCCCUCGACCCGCCCCGCAGACAAAGGUCUCUGUCACCUCCCGCCUCGUCUCCCACGAUGUCUCCUGAGAGUCGGGGGCGCUGGAGACGAUCCCAGCUGACAUUGGUGAAGGCCGGUUCACCUGAACAGGUGAAGGAACGCAGAGCGGAGAGCGACAGCAGCUCCCCUGGUGGAUCAACGCUGCAACUGCAGGCGGGAAGAAGGAGCAGCCAGCAGCACUUCCACAGACCAGAUAACGGAGCGAAUAUCUACAGGAAACCUCCCAUCUACAAGCACGAGGUCAACAAACACAUGGAAGGCGUCGUUCAGUCAGCAAAGUUUCCAGCAGCUGAACCUCCAGACCCGAACCAGCCGUCCAAGAUAGAGACCGAGUACUGGCCCUGCCCCCCCUCACUGGCUGCCAUGGAGAUGGAGUGGAGGAAGAAGAAGGAGCUGCAGGAGGAAGACGAGUUGGAAGACCUGCCGGGAGGCGGCGAGCCGCUGCAGGAACGCGCUCUGGAGAAGAUCAAGUCCAACCUGGGCCGCCUCAUCCUGAAGGAGGACAAGGAGGAGGAGGAGGAGAAGGCCGUCCGCUGCCGGAGGAAGACCCAGUCGCUGCCGGACAGAACGCACACGCACAGCAGUUUGUCAGCUGGUGCGUCCAAGUCUCCCGGCCUGACCCGGAUGCAGUCGGCAGAGUUUUCCUCAGACGCAGAUAAAGAGCAAGCAGCGGCUCAGAACGGAGAUGCUCGGAGGGAGAGGAUGGACAGAGGAAACUCUCUGCCCAGUAUUCUGGAGCAGAAGAUUCUUCCCUAUGAAGCACUGAUUGUGACCCACAGAGGGCGCUGCAAGCUGCCUCCAGGGGUGGACCGCACUCGACUGGAGAGGCAUCUGGCCCCGCAGCAGUUCGAGCAGAUCUUCGGGAUGAAGAUGGCCGACUUCGACCGUCUGUCUCUGUGGAGGCGGAACGACCUGAAGAAGAAGGCCUCACUUUUCUAACAGGAAGUGACCUCAUAGCCCUCAAGAUACUUGAUGACCCGCCCGAGGAGGAAACACACACACACACACACACGCUCUAACUAACCAAUCACGUGUCUGGAUGAGGGAGCUGACGGCUGGCCCCGAUUAACCCUUAACUCCCACAUAUAUGACCUGCUGCACUUAUAACCACUACUGCUAGCAACCCUUCAUCAUCAUCAUCUUCAUCAUCCUCUUCAGAGGUCUGGGUUCAUGAAGCUGGUUCACUUUGUAUCCAAUCAGAUCGCUGGUUUCUAUAGAAGCCUGUCGGGGUCAAAGGUCACAGCUUUAAUGUGAGCAGGUCCCCCUCGUCGACCUGACUAUUGAUUAUUGACUCUAUUGACUAUUGAUCAGGUCUUCGUUCUCAUUGAUCUUUUAUCUGACUGACAGUUGUUUAAAUUAGAAUUUUAAUUAGCUUUCGUUAUUGUAUCGUUAACUGAGAAUAGUCAUCCAUCCAUCCAUUUUCAAUACCGCUUAUCCUCAUUAGGGGGCGCUGGAGCCUAUCCCAGCUGACAUAGGGCGAAGGCAGGGGACACCCUGGACAGGCCGCCAGUGAGAAUAGUCUUAUUAUAUCUAAUUUAUAUAAAUACACACACCUCAUAUAUAAGUACCUUAUAAAGUGAUCAAUAACAGUUAAUAACCAGCUUCAUGUCACCAUUCAGUCUCUGAUGAUUCAUAACUUCACUGAUUGUAAACUAGUUAUUGAUUUGACGAUUGUACUUUUCACUCUUAUUUUGAAAAUAUUUUUCUUGCUGUAUUUCUUUUAUUUUUUUAUUCCUGGUUUUAAAUCUUUUGUCAUUUAAAAGAAGAAGUUUGUAUAAAAUCUACACGGGAACGACUGUCUUCAUCCUCUUCAUCUUCUUUCUUCUGGUCAACUCUUCCUCUUCAUCUUCUUGCUCCUUUUCAUCUUCCUCAUCCUCUUCAUCUUCACGCUCCUCUUCAUCUUCUUUCUUCUGGUCAACUCUUCCUCCUCAUCGUCAUGUUUCUGUUUGCUGUAAAGAAGUCAAAUAAAUCUGAGACCCAGA